Molecule: messenger RNA, 1027 nt
Organism: Porites lobata
Lineage: Eukaryota; Metazoa; Cnidaria; Anthozoa; Scleractinia; Poritidae
Source: the annotation of a GenBank genome assembly
AUGGUGAGCACCACGGUGGACAACGCCCCGGCCUUUUUACAAUUACGCGAUAAGUACAAACAAGAAUUGGUGGAGGAUACUCGCUUGACCAAAGCCGCGGAUUUAGCGGCCAAACAACAUGUACUCCUGACCAGUGAUGCUCCCGAUGCGUGGAAACGGCCUCAACUCAAAGCCGUCAGCCGUCAAUUACGCCAUUGGACCAAAAAAGUGCGCCAACCCUUUGGAGCUGCCGCUGGGGGUGUGAGUGCUGCUGGGGCCACCACACCGGGCGAUGAUGAUUUUGAAGCGGGCCCUAUGCAAGCUUGGUUCACGCAAUUGGUCAAGGCCACCCAGGGUAUAAAACAAGGUACCCCGACUCGUGGACCCAGAAAACCACCUAUCCCGCCUAAACCAAGGUUCACUCCCAGUGCCAAAAAGAAACUCAAGUUCACGACCCCGUUGACCAGUGAAGAAUUGGCCCAAGAGUUGCCCUUUUCAGACACGUACGGUCAAGAACCCUGGGAUACCCCCAGUGAACGAGUGGAAUCCAUCAAGCAAUCGAUCAAGCGCGGGAUUCGCAAAAAAGCCGCGGGUGUUGCCAAAAAGAAAGCCGCUGGUUGGGCCAAGAAAGCCUUGGAUUGGAAAACGUGGAAAACCCCCUAGCAUGGGACGGACUCGGAGACGCCGUGCUGCUCCAUCCCGUUCCCGAGCCAGGCGACGACGACGCUCGCAACGUGGCGGCAAGUUAUUCGAUGUACAGAACCUCCUCAACAAGACCGGCAUUGAAUUUCAUUGGCCCGGUUACCAGUAUAUGGGACCUGGCACCCAUUUAAAGAAACGAUUGGCCCGUGGGGAUCCCGGCAUUAACCGGUUGGACAGGAUUGCUAAAGCCCACGACAUCGACUAUGAUAAAGCCAAGAAUUUGAAAGACAAAUGGGCCGCGGAUCGCAAGAUGAUUGCCAAGAUUGAUCAACUCCCCGGCAGUAAAAACCUAACAGAGCGCAUUGUGAGACGCAUUAUGAAAGCCAAACUCCGAUUGGGCAUGUAA